Endocarpon pusillum Z07020 is the source of this 1668-nucleotide messenger RNA. RefSeq lists its product as uncharacterized. Bases 1 to 1668 code for a protein of 555 amino acids. Gene Ontology annotation, molecular function: oxidoreductase activity, acting on CH-OH group of donors; flavin adenine dinucleotide binding. The transcript has 5 exons. The record is from RefSeq and is a predicted model, not a curated record. NCBI's taxonomy places the organism in Eukaryota, Fungi, Ascomycota, Eurotiomycetes, Verrucariales, Verrucariaceae.
AUGUGGAAACUUGAAGGCCUUCCUAAUACGACCUUCUUGGCGCUCAUCGCCGGCGCCGCGCUCGCAGCAGCAGCACCUCGGUCAUCUUCAUACAACGCAUCUGGUAGCCAGCCCGACUAUGUGAUUAUUGGUGGUGGGCCAGCCGGUUUCGUUCUCGCGGAGGAGCUGUCCCAGAAUCCCCGGACCACCGUUGUCCUUCUGGAAGCCGGGCCAGACACUGCCGGCGAGGAGGAUAUCGACAUCCCGGGUUAUUCGCCAAACCUGUUAUACACGCAGUACAUGUGGAACUACACCUCUCAGCCGGAUCCUAACCUCGAAGGCAAUGCUCCAACGUUGGAACAGGGCCGCGGCUUCGGUGGCGGCAGUGCCGUCAACUAUUUGGGUGCUUGUCGUGGCGCGCCCUCCGUCUUCGACGAGUGGGCUGACAUUAGUGGAGACGACGGUCUCCGGUGGGAGAACUUCCUGAACGACUACAAGUCUACCGUUCACUAUCAAGAGGUUCCCCUGGACUACGACCCGCAUAUCAAUCCUAGCGCGUACGGUGAUGGCCCACUUGAACUUACCGCUCCUCUUGAAAAUCUUGGUAUCGUUCUGGAACUUAUCAACUCGUUCAUAUCCGUCCUCAAGCUUCCGUGGGUCGAUUUGAAUGAUGGUACUGGUCUUGGUGUUGCAACUAGUACCAACGUCAUUCGCGCGUCGAACCGUACCAGAGACUUUGCCCCACAGGCUUUCGGCUGGCAGUUGGCUGGUCGUCCCAACGCUCAGCAGCUUUCCAACGCUGAGGUGACCAAGAUUGGUUUCAAGGGUACGCGCGCUGUUUCCGUCACCUAUGUCAAUCCCAUCGACAACUCCACCAACACCCUUUACCCUAAGGAGAUUAUUGUCUCCGCCGGUGCCCUCAAUAGCCCCAAGCUUCUCAUGCUCUCUGGCGUUGGUCCUGGAGACCAUCUCAGGUCCCUUAAUAUCCCUGUUGUCGCUGACAUUCCUCAACUCGGCAAGAAUCUACGUGACCACCACUGCGCUUUUAUGUCGUUUGAGGUUACUUCGCAGGUGGAGACGCUGUGGCAGUAUACCCAGAACGCCACAUUCGCCGCCCUCGCGGAGGAGGAGUAUAUAAAUAACAGCAGUGGUCCCCUCAGCGUCCCUAAUGGUGCAGCCUUCGCGAUCUACCGCGCUCCUGACUCCGUCUUUGAGGCCGUGGACGACACUUUCCACACUUCUCUGCCCGCUGACCGUGGCCAGUUGCUGUUUCAGUAUUCCACCUCGACUUUCCAGGCCACCACUCCCAACGUCAGCAUAGUCUCCCCCUUUGUUGGUCUAGUUCAGCCCCAGGAUUCAGGUUACAUGCUCCUGGCUUCGGCUGACUACCGCGAUGCGCCGCUGGUUUAUUCCAAUUACUACGGUUCUGCCGGUGACAAAGCCGCCAUCCUCCACGGCUACAAGCGGAUCCGCGAACUAUUCUCCGAUCCAUCGAUCACGCCCCUGCUCAUGGGUACCGUCGCCCUCGGCACCGUGGUGGAGGGGAAAACCUGGAGAAUCAAGGGCCUCGACGGUAUUCGGGUCGUGGAUUCGUCCACCUUCCCCUACCCGCCGACGUGCCAUCCGAUGGCUACGGUUUACGCAUACGCGCAGCACGCGGCGCAGCUGAUCAGGGAGCAGGACCGGUAG